GAACUAUAUAGGUAAAGGCCUUAGGUAGUUGAUAUAGGCCGAGUGUUGGAGUUCCAAGUGUUGCAUGAAAUGUUACAGUCUAGCAGGGCUCUACUAUAUAAUAGCUUCAAGUUCCGGAUACGGAGUCUCUCAUCUUGCAGCAUACGACUGCAAGCUCCGACUUUGACGUCUUCAAGUUUGAAAAGUUAUGAACCUCCUAGCAUACGACCUGACUUAUUCACGAGUCAGAACAUACCGAAACAAAAUUAUCUUUUACUUGAUAAUGAAACAUACCCCAAUCCAUUAUUCAGCAUGUCCAAAGAAUCGAUCAGCGAGCUAUCCAAAGCCGAAUUCAACCAUUUGAUUCAAAUACCAUAUCGUGAUAUAUCUGAAACCCACCAGUUCUGUUUAAAUAUCAUUAGACUAAUUAACGAAAUAUUGAUGACCGACACCGCCAAAGCUGUAUAUAUAUAUAACUCCUUACAAGAUAACGACAUGAAACUUCUGAUCCGAGAUACUUUGGAACAUAUUUUAGAAAAAGAUCCAAUUAAGAGCUCAUUAUUUGCAUGGAUGAUUGAUCCUACUAGUAGGAAGUCAAGAGGAAUGUUCAUCAAAAAUGUUAUUCAUCUAUCUUCUCAAGAUAAGCCCAAAGAAGAGAGAUCUCUAAUGAUUUUAGCUUAUUUUACAAAAUUAUCGGAACUUAAUAUUGUCAAUACCUAUCCUUUUGUUUUAAAAUCAGUUUUUAUAAAUAUGGUGGAUAAUUUUUCAAAAGAUCAAUAUAGAGAUCUUUUUUCAUAUCUUGUACAUUUGAAUGUCCGCCCUAAUGACGAUGAUAGAUUAAACAAAAUAAGAGUUCACCUUCUAGAAGGAUCACUACUAGAUAAGUUUGUUGCAAUGACUGGGUGGGUGAACCCAAAAUGGCAUCAUAUCAAUAAGGUUGACUUCCCACCGACACAUAUGGAAAAAAUAAUUAAUUUCUUCACAAUAAAUGAAUUGAAAAUGAGUGCUACUCAUUAUAUAAAUUGUCUUGAUAUUCUGAAUUCCAAGAUGUUCACAGAGUUAUUGGUGGCAAAAUUUGAGUUGAAAUCAAGUACCAUUGUCAAACUAGGCUACCAAAUCGAACCCCGUAUAAUAAAAAGAGAAAUCCAAGCCAUAUAUGAUACUAUUUUAUUACAUGCUAUAAAGUUCAAGGGUGCUCUCAGUUUCAUAAAAGUUUUAAAGUAUUUUGUGGAAAAUGAUUUGGAUGUUACAGUCGAUACCUUAAUAAUGGUGAUGAAAAAUUUAAGAGAACAGAAAUAUUAUAAAGAAGCCUUGACUAUAGUAAACCAUUUCCAUCUUGAAAGUUUAAGCUCAUUGGAGAAACAAAAAUUGGCAGAAGAAAUUUUGUUAUUAAUUGAUGCUAAGUAUCCAAAUUCACCAAAGAUUUUACUCGGAUAUAUAGCCACCAUCUAUAAUAAUCCUGAACUGAAUGAUGUUUUGAGCAUCCUAAAUGAUUUAGGAUUAAUGGAUUUAGUCUAUCAGCAAAAGAUCAGUGAACCUUUUGAUUUUCUUCAAAAAGCCAAUGUGGAUCCAAAAUUAACUGGGUUGAAAUUAACCCCAGAAGUUUUUUGUAAAUUCUAUAGAGUGGUGCUUGAACUGUCUAAGCCUGAUCAUAACGAGUUGAAUGUUUUAUAUACAGCUUACAAAGAAGUGGCAAAGUCUCCACUGAACAAUGAAUUAUUCCAAGGCUUUAACAUGAAUGAUGAAAUAGUAAAAUACAUUAUAGAAUAUCUUCUUAAAAGCAAUCCUUCCUUACCAACAGUCGAACAAAAUUUAGUCACAAAUCCAGCCGCCUUCAAGUUCGCUGCUCAUAUAAUGGAUAAUUUCCACGAGGCUUUCCCAUCCAUUCCAAGGAAAAACAGAUCGAGGUAUCUAUAUGAUCUUUUAAUCAUGAGCAGUGUCCAUCAACAUCACGAUCUAGAUUUUGCAUCAAAAAUGAUCAGACAUUCCCGCAGAUUCGGCUUACCUUUUACAUAUCACCAAGUUUCGCCAUUUAUAAUUCACCAUUAUAAUCGCCGGGAACACCACGCUGCUAAAAGAUGGUAUGACGUUCUAGUCAAGUCGGGAGCUGACAUGAGAGCAAGAUCGUCCAAAGAAAUAUAUAAAAUAGCUCGUGAACUACAAUGGGAUGUUUACGGUUUUGCAUACCGUAAACUGUUGAUUCAUAAGAACCAUAAAGCCCGUGAGUUAUCAAAUGAGCUUCUACUUGACCCCAUGUCUCGCUUAGAAGACACCAAGGAUCCAGAAGAUAUGAUAACUGACGAAUUAAUCGAUACUGAUUAUCAAGAUACUAAUGUUGAGGAUCAAAUAUUGUCCUUACUCGACCAAUUGAGAAAACCAGUGGAAUCAGACACUGACUAGCAUCCAUGUAAAUAUCACCUCAUACACAUAUCCAAUUAAUCUCACUAGUAUAUACAACCUUAUAGCCAUUCAAAUACACUAUAGACAUACUUUCC
Molecule: messenger RNA, 2474 nt
Organism: Hyphopichia burtonii NRRL Y-1933
Lineage: Eukaryota; Fungi; Ascomycota; Pichiomycetes; Serinales; Debaryomycetaceae
Exons: 1
Coding region: 70-2379 (769 amino acids)
Source: RefSeq, a predicted model, not a curated record